UAUAACAUUUGCAAGAAUUUGGCUAAUAUUGUUGGGCAACGCUUUCAUGGUUUAUAUAAUAAGCGCACUUGCCACGCCCUAUUAUGAUGACGAUAAAAUUGAUAAUCUAGGUAAAUACGUGGUCUCCAUAAGAUCGCGCACACCCCAUCGCUACUAUGGUGACAAUCAUUAUUGUGGCGGCGCCAUAAUUUCCCGCUUGUUCAUUUUGACAGCCGCUCAGUGUGUUAUGGACCAUCGUUACGUUGUGUAUAGGGCGCGGUUUCUAUUUGUAGUGGCCGGCACACCCAACAGACUUAAGUUUGUGAGAGAUGAGAGCGUGGGUAUGCCGGCAAAGCGAGUGUUUGUGCCGGAGAGCUUUACGCUUUUGAAUAUGAAUAAUAUUGCACUUAUACUGCUCUUAGCGCCUCUGCCCGAAGACAAUCAACGCGUGGGGAUUAUACAAUUGCCCAAAAGGCCAGCCAUAGCAGGAGAAAUAUAUCAAGUAAUUGGCUGGGGUCGAGUCUUCCUGGGUGGAUUCUUAUCUUCCAAAGCGUUGAUUAUCGAUAUAGAUCUGCAGAACGAUACAGUUUGCAAGGACUUGCUGCAGGACUUUCAGCCAGGUAUGCUCUGCGCUGGCAAUUUAGAGAGCACUGAGGAUGAGCAUCCCUGCGCAGGUGACUCGGGCAAUCCCUUUAUGAGAAAUCUAACCGUAUAUGGCAUUGUUACAUACCAACUGGGCUGCGGCCAAGAACAUGUCCCCUCCAUAUACACGGAUGUAUAUUUUCACCUCGAUUGGGUAAAUGAUAUAAUGACCAAAAAUAGCUCUGGAGAAUUCAACAUUUGUUUACUCUAUGCAUUACUUAUGCAAAUUACAUUGCUUGCUACAUAAUGUUUCCAUAAUUAAUCAAUUUUAUAUGCUGUAA
Messenger RNA from Drosophila busckii, 902 nucleotides. Its product is annotated as trypsin-2. The transcript is spliced from 3 exons. Gene Ontology annotation, molecular function: serine-type endopeptidase activity. The record is from RefSeq and is a predicted model, not a curated record. Lineage: Eukaryota; Metazoa; Arthropoda; Insecta; Diptera; Drosophilidae. The coding region runs from base 47 to 868 and encodes 273 amino acids. Gene Ontology annotation, biological process: proteolysis.